Messenger RNA from Mycena citricolor, 1422 nucleotides. The record is from the annotation of a GenBank genome assembly. Lineage: Eukaryota; Fungi; Basidiomycota; Agaricomycetes; Agaricales; Mycenaceae.
UGCCCUUGCACCGCACGACAAUGAUCAGGAAGUCCAUCAUCUAACCUCGUGGUACGCGCCGAAUUCUGAAGCGCCGUAGUGCGUACGUAGUACACGACCACAAUCUUUCGCUCCGCGGCCUUUCGUCAUGACCACCACCACACCGAUGAAUACAGCAUCAGCAUCGUCUUCUCAGUCUCCCGAAACGAGCCAUGUUGAGAAGGUGAUUGAGGGAAUGGAGCCUGAAGGGUGGGUCGACUUUUCGGCCGAUGCUGACCACGAUCAAAGUCGCAGGUGCAGUCCUCCGCCACGCCACACCACACUAUCAACGUUUGCCGAUGACCGUAAGGAAGCUCUCCCCGUCAACCACGCAUGGGACAACAUCCGCGGGGUCGAUGCCGCUAAAACAGUGCUGCUCGAAGCGAUUAUCCUGCCGCUCAAGUUCCCCUCGCUCUUCGCCAACAGCCGGAGGCGAUGCUGCAGCGUGCUGCUUUAUGGCGCCUCGGGUGCCGGGAAGUCUGCGCUCGCCCUGGCUGCUGCCGAUAAGGCAGGAGUACCCCUCGUCUGUGCUGGCCCCGCGGAUCUGGCUACACCCGAUGCCAUCCAAAAGGUGUUUCUCCGUGCACGGGAGCACAAGCCGGCCGUUCUCCUCCUCAAGGAUGUGGAUCGGAUCUGGUCUGGACUUCCAGAGGGGCAGAACCGGAGCCAUGAGAGCUUGCUUCAAUUGCGUACCGAGCUGCUAGUCCAGAUGGAUAGCUUUUCAGCAAGGAAUGUCGGGCUUUGCAUUGUGGGCUCGACAACGCUGCCAUGGAAUCUGGACGGGCCCAUCCGCAAGCGGUUUCAUCAUCGUUUGUAUAUCCCACGUCCGGAUGAGGUCGCGAAAGAACGCUCUCAUGAGCGACUGCCAUUGGAACGUGUGCAUAGCUCGGAGGGGUCAGGGGUCUCGCCAGCGCUGACGGAAUCGUUCUCAUCGCAUGAACAGCUGAAACGCAGCGUUCAGGAAGCUAAAAGCACGAUCGAUCAGGAAUCCCUAUCGACAGAGAACCGACUCCUGAACGAGAUGCGAUUGAGUUCAGGAGUUUUGAGCGAGCAGGUUCAUUCCAAGUACGAGACAUGGACAACGGACUUCGGUGAGUGCUGCCCAGAGGUCUCCCUUUCUCAGCGACCUCUCACGCAAGCAUCCGAAUCGAGGUAUUCACGGAGGCGGAUGAUAGGUAUCAUGCCCUCCAAGGGCUUCUUUUCGUUACUGGUUCCUUGACUUCUUUCGGUCUUUGUCCUCCUUUGUCCCGCCGUACUUACUACUCAUGACACUUUCCUCCUGCGGCCUAUUUCUCACUGUAUAUUCUGCGUCUUCGUGCAUCAGUGCUGUGUUCCCUUGUUCAAUUACCUGCUCUCCUAGAGAAUAUUGUGCAUCGAAACUCGAACACAUUGCCCUUUCGUGGU